Molecule: messenger RNA, 616 nt
Organism: Racocetra fulgida
Lineage: Eukaryota; Fungi; Glomeromycota; Glomeromycetes; Diversisporales; Gigasporaceae
Source: the annotation of a GenBank genome assembly
CUGCUCUUGUCAUUAUCAUCCAAAGAGCCUGAAUUAUUUCAAGAAAUAGUGCAGGAUCGAAUUAUUAAAUUUAACAAUACAUUGACUAAUUCACAAGAAUUCAAUGCCAUUAUUAGCUGUGUUAUUCGAAAACUUGAACUGGAAGAUGAAUCUAUCAAGAAGUUAAAUUUGACCAAGAAUGAAAAAAAAUUUGAUCAAAAACUUACCACAGAAGAAGGCUUUAGACUAUUAAUUGAAAUAAUUUUUGACAGACUAGCAUGCCCAAUUACAAAAAGAUUGACUGGUGACUUUAUUGUUUUAAUAUGUGGACAUUCUAUUGGCCAUCAGUUCAAAAGUAAAACUUUUAAAUGUCCCUUUUGCAAAGUUGACAUUGAAUCAGAAUCUGUAUACUAUCUUUCUCGAAACGCAAUGCUUAAAGGUCUUGAAGAAUAUCUAGCACAGGCCGGGUAUAUUUAUUCUGAAGAAGCUAAUUCUUUGAAUUCUUUGAAGUUGAUCAAAGAAUCUCAUUCUAAAAAAAAGUUAUUUGCAUUUGAAAAAGCUGAAAUAGCCGAAAAAAAUCAUAAGCAUUCUAUAGUAAUCAUGUGGCUUACUCGAGUUUUGCAUUUUUAUCCCAAAA